UGUCCCGCGAUGGCCACCAGGCCAAAUGCUUGGAUGGCUAAUAAUGAGCAGGUGCUGUCCCUGCCCAGCCUCCUGCUGAAGCCUUAACCUCUUCCUAACCCGCCCCCUGGGGCUCCUCCCUCAGUUCUCUGGCCCCCUUUCAUGUGCCAGCUGAUGAUUCCUCUGCUCGCCCUCAAGCGCCCUGUCUUCCCAGGCCCUCUGCCUUCCCUGUCACAGGCAGUUGUGCCUGUGCCUUUGCUCUCUCCCGUGUCCCAUGAGCUCCUCAAGUGCAGAGAGCAUGGCUUUGCUUUCCUUGUGACUGGUGCCUACAGAGGAGCUCUGCACACAUAGGAUGCUCAUAGGUGCUUAGCAAAUUCAUUCAUUUGCUGCCCGUGCCCACCUGCCCCCGGACACUCCCAUGAGUCCUGCCUGUGCCUCCCUCCUCUACGCUAACCUUGUGUUCUCCACCCGAGGGCUUGCCUGGGCCCCUGGUCUCCAUGGCACUGUGCAGUUGCCUUCUUACAGCGUCACUGGCUUUUCGUCAGCACCUCCAUGCCUCAGUCCACAUGCUGGGCCCCUGCUGGAGUGGGGACUGGCAGGAUCCAGAGGAAGGAGGCCCAUGGCCGCCCCUAGAGAAGUAGGACGCAUGCUCACUGGGUAAUGGCUCCUGUCAGAGAGAAGUCACGUGCUGGGGAGAGGUGCUGCGGUGGGGUGAAGGUCUCCUGGGAAAGCACUUGGAGGCUGUGGAUUUGACGCUGCUUAGGAGAGCCCUGGGGUGUGGUCAGAGGGGCCCUGUCUUCUGUCCUUCCAACCCCCAGAGACCCAGGUUUUAGCACCUAGGGGUCAGAGGCCAAGGUGAGGUUCUUAAUCACUUGUGGAUGUCUCAUGUUGAGUGGGAUAAACAAGGCUGCCUGCUAUUCUGGGAGAUUGAAGAUCUCACCUGGGGUGUAUGCUGAGGUCCCAGAACGAGUCUACUCUGGAGCAUCUUUUCCUUGUGGCUUAAGAACUUUGAGUUUCCCCCAUUAAACAGACGUGUCAAUGAAGGAGAGAGGAAAAUCACAAGCUGUUUGCAGUUGCAGAACUGGUCAGAACAGAGCUGGAAGUAGCACUGGGAGGCCCUGACUUCUCUCCACCACCAGCCCAAAAUCAGUUGGUGCAAGCUCUUUGCUCCCCAUCUUAUGGGCUGAACUGGGCAUUGCUGGGUGCUGUCGUCCUAUUGGUGACACCGAGGGGGACAGUCUCAAUAGCUCCCCACUUCUGCUCCUCAACAUUCCUGCCAUGUCGUCUUCUAUCUCUCCCUCUGGUGUUUGGUUGACCUGUUCUCUGCUUCUCCUCCUUCUGACCGUGUGAGGACCCCUCCUCUGGACAGGAGCUCUCUUCUGGGUUCCCGCCUGCCGUGCCUGUUUGCGGCCGCCAACUAGGCUGAGCACGCCGGCGUCCGCACCUACUUCUUCAGUGCCGAGAGCCCUGAGGAACAGGAAGCCUGGAUUCAGGCCAUGGGGGAGGCUGCCCGAGUACAGAUCCCCCCAGCCCAGAAGUCGGUGCCCCAAGCCGUGCGUCACAACCAUGAGAAGCCAGACUCAGAGAACAUCCCACCCAGCAAACACCACCACCAGCCACCCCCCAACAGCCUCCCCAAGCCUGAACCAGAGGCCAAGACUCGAGGGGAGGGUGAUGGCCGAGGCUGCGAGAAGGCAGAGAGGAGGCCGGAGAGGCCCGAUGUCAAGAGUGAGCCUUUGGUGAAAGCCAAUGGCCUCCAGCCUGGACCAGAGCCAGCCUCAGAGCCGGGCAGCCCAUAUCCCGAGGGCUCAAGGGUCCCAGGGCGUGGGGAGCGGCCUGCCCAGCCCAAUGGCUGGCAGUAUAGCUCCCCAAGCCGGCCAGGGAGCACAGCUUUCCCGCCUCAGGACUCAGAGAGUGGGGGACAUCGGCGGAGCUUCCCUCAACGCGCCAACCCCGACAAAAUCGCCCAGCGCAAGAGCUCCAUGAACCAGCUUCAGCAGUGGGUGAACCUGCGCCGAGGGGUGCCCCCACCUGAAGACCUUCGGAGUCCCUCUAGGUUCUACCCCAUGACCCGCAGGGUCCCCGAGUAUUACGGCCCCUAUUCCUCCCAGUACUCUGACGAUUACCAGUACUACCCACCAGGGGUGCGGCCGGACAGCAUCUGCUCAAUGCCGGCCUACGGUCGAAUCAGCCCUCCCUGGGCCCUGGAGGACAAGCGCCAGGCCUUCCGCAACGGAGGCGGCCCCACCUUCCAGCUGCACGAGUGGAAGGAGCCUGCUGGCUAUGGGCGGCAGGAGGGCACCAUCUGGAUCCCCAGCCCCUCCCGGCAGCCCGCCUAUUAUGACGAGCUGGAUGCCGCCUCCGGCUCCCUGCGCCACCUGUCCUUGCAGCCCCGUUCGCACUCCGUGCCCCGCUCGCCCAGCCAGGGCUCCUACAGCCGCGCCCGCAUUUACUCCCCAGUCCGCUCACCCAGUGCCCGUUUUGAGCGGCUGCCACCUCGCAGUGAGGACAUCUAUGCUGACCCCACUGCCUAUGUGAUGAGGCGAUCCAUCAGCUCCCCCAAGUAUGAUUACCUGGGAGACAGGCGGCCAGUCCCUGCAGGACUGUUCCCCUACAACUACCCGCCAUCCCCUACGGUCCACGAUAAGAUGGUCCCUCCGUACCCAGAAGUGUUCCGGGACAGCCUCCACACCUACAAGUUAAACGAGCAAGACACAGAUAAGCUGCUGGGCAAAUUGUGUGAGCAGAACAAGGUGGUGAGGGAGCAGGACCGGCUGGUGCAGCAACUCCGAGCCGAGAAGGAGAGCCUGGAAAGUGCCUUGAUGGGGACCCACCAGGAACUGGAGAUGUUUGGAAGCCAGCCUGCCUACCCAGAGAAGCUGCUACACAAGAAGGAAUCGCUGCAGAACCAGCUCAUCAACAUCCGGGUGGAGCUGUCUCAGGCAACCACGGCCCUGACGAACAGCACCGUCGAGUACGAGAGCCUCGAGUCGGAGGUCUCUGCCCUGCACGACGACCUCUGGGAGCAGCUCAGUCUGGAUGCCCAGAAUGAGGUGCUCAACCGGCAAAUCCAGAAGGAGAUCUGGAGGAUCCAAGAUGUGCUGGAGGGGCUGAGGAAGAAUAACCCAUCCCGGGGCACAGACACAGCCAAGCACAGAGGAGGCCUCGGCCCCUCUGCCACCUGCAGCUCCAACAGCCCUGCCAGCCCCCUCAGCUCCGCCAGCCUCACCAGCCCCCUGAGCCCCUUCUCACUGGUGUCUGGCUCUCAGGGGUCUCCCACCAAGCCUGCGUCCAAUGAGCCCAAGGCAAGCUAUGAGCAAAGCAAGAAAGACCUCCACCAGACAUCACCCCUGGACACCUCUAGAGACAUCAGCCUUGUGCCCACCAGGCAAGAGGUGGAGGCAGAGAAGCAGGCAGCUCUCAACAAAGUUGGCAUUGUGCCCCCGCGGACAAAGUCACCCACUGAUGAGGAGGUGACCCCAUCAAGGGUGGUGAGGAGGAGUGCCAAUGGGCUCACCAAUGGACUCUCCUCCCGACAGGAGCGCCCCAAGAGUGCUGUGUUCCCUGGCGAGGGCAAGGUCAAGAUGAGUGUGGAGGAGCAGAUUGACCGCAUGCGCCGGCACCAGAGUGGCUCUAUGAAGGAGAAGCGCAGGAGCCUGCAGCUCCCAGCCAGCCCGGCCCCUGACCCCACUGCCCGGCCUGCCUACAAAGUGGUGCGCCGUCACCGCAGCAUCCAUGAGGUGGACAUCUCCAACCUGGAGGCAGCCCUGCGGGCAGAGGAGCCUGGAGGGCAGGCCUAUGAGACGCCGCGGGAGGAAAUUGCCCGGCUUCGCAAAAUGGAGCUGGAGCCCCAGCACUAUGAUGUGGACAUCAAUAAGGAGCUCUCCACCCCAGACAAAGUCCUCAUCCCCGAACGGUACAUUGACCUGGAGCCUGACACCCCCCUGAGCCCCGAGGAGCUGAAGGAGAAGCAGAAGAAGGUGGAGAGGAUCAAGACACUCAUUGCCAAGUCCAGUAUGCAGAACGUGGUGCCUAUCGGCGAGGGGGACCUUGUGGACGUGCCCCAGGACUCAGAGAGCCAGCUGCAGGAGCAGGAAAAGCGGAUUGAAAUCUCCUGUGCCCUGGCGACCGAGGCCUCCCGCAGGGGCCGCAUGCUGUCUGUGCAAUGUGCCUCCCCAAGCCCUCCCACCUCCCCUGCUUCCCCGACUCCGUCCGCCAACCCCUCAUCGUCUGAAUCCCCACGGGGCGCCGACAGCAGCCAUGCCAUGCGGGUCUGAGCUCUGACUGCAAGCCCUGGCUGAGGCUAAUGCUGUGAAGCUCCACAGAGCCACAUUCUGAAGCCCUCUUCUGC
Diceros bicornis minor is the source of this 4330-nucleotide messenger RNA. It is a transcript of the gene PLEKHA6, whose product is annotated as pleckstrin homology domain containing A6. Bases 1476 to 4256 code for a protein of 926 amino acids. The transcript is spliced from 19 exons. Lineage: Eukaryota; Metazoa; Chordata; Mammalia; Perissodactyla; Rhinocerotidae. Gene Ontology annotation, molecular function: protein binding. The record is from RefSeq and is a predicted model, not a curated record.